This is a messenger RNA of Lachancea dasiensis, 1299 nucleotides long. The record is from the annotation of a GenBank genome assembly. Lineage: Eukaryota; Fungi; Ascomycota; Saccharomycetes; Saccharomycetales; Saccharomycetaceae.
AUGGAAUAUCUUCAGCGACUAAUGAGACCAGGAGAAAACCAGGGAUUCAGGCCCAUACCUGGGACUUUUUCAGAAAACGAGCGACCAGCGUCAGGGGAAACGCCUGAAAAUACAGACAGAACAUCGUGGAAGAAGGUGGCCAGAUUGUGCUUAGGAGCUCCGCUGCUCGCCAUUUACUACCUCAUGGUUGUUGUUAUAUCUUUAAUGAAUAUACUGCGACCUUUGAACAAACUGUGGUCUUUUUAUGAUCGGAAGAACAGAGCUGUCAACCACGAAGAUGCAUUUUCGGCCCUGAUGGACAAUUUGGCUUGUGAACAUAGUUCUUCUGUUACGAAGAUGGCCCCAGAAGAGGCGAAUUUAGAUCAUUCUUUUAGUUUUGCGUCCAUUUAUAAAUCAGAAGAUGGGACGUUGUUAUCAUCUCUGCGGCCCGGGUAUGCCAAGUUACUGCAAUCUGCUUGGGACCAAGGGAAGUUUGGCAUCGUGUAUUUGCACGAUCCUUUGCUUGAUAACUGCGGCCAAUUUCUGGGCCCGCUAUGCUCGGAAAAGUUUGUGAAUCUAGCUCGACAAUACCAAGCAUUGAUCUGGAUGGGGGAUAUCACAAAUUUAGAGGCGUUACAAGUUGCUAAUAGUCUUAAAGUCAGAAAGCUACCGUUUUUGGGUCUUCUUGCCCCUAAGGCUGGCAGUAAGAUCCAACUAAUUGAUUCAAUCGAGGGAGAACAAUUGGAGUUCUCACUGGCCUCCCUCGAAAACAGUAUGGCUAAAUAUUACCCUCGCCUCAUCUCGCUACGGCAACAACAACAGAAUUCAGAGCUUAAUCGUCUUAUGCGCCAACAACAAGAUGCCAGGUUUCAUGAGUCGUUACGGCAGGACCAAGAACGCGACCGAAUCAGAGCAGCUGAGCUGGCUAGCGAAGAAAAUCAGCAACGUGAGGAAGCGCUCAAGCAACAGUGGCUUCUGUGGCGUAAAUCUGUGCUUGUAGAUGAGCCAGUAAGGGCAGAUAAUGCUUGCAGAGUUGCCAUUCGAAUCAUUGAUCAGGGGCGCAUUGUGCGCCAUUUUGACCCAAAUCUACCAAUUGAGGAGAUCUAUGCUUUCGUUGAAUUGACUCGGAUGGGUCUCAUGAACGAAAGUCGAAAUGACUCACCUGCCUUUGGAAGGCAGCCGGAUUAUGAGUACAGGUAUCCUUUCAAGCUGAUUACCCCGGUCCCGCGUUGCGAUCUUGAUCCUCAAGUGCUGAUUCGUGAUGUUGACGCGAUUUUUCCGUCCGGAAACAUCGUUAUGGAGUUGAUUGCUACAGAUUGA